AUGGAUUUUAACGCCGGAGUUCCUAUGUCCUCUCUUUCUCCUUUGAUGAAUCAAGAUGCAAUGUGGCAAAUGAAUUUGAGUUCUGAUGAAACAAUGGAAACUGGUUCUUAUCCAGAACGACCAGGAGAGCCUAAUUGUUCUUAUUACAUAAGAACUGGACUUUGUAGAUUUGGUUCUACUUGUCGGUUCAAUCAUCCUCGUGAUCGGGAACUGGUUAUAGUCACUGCAAGAAUGAGAGGAGAAUACCCUGAAAGAAUUGGUCAGCCUGAAUGCGAGUACUAUCUCAAGACAGGAACCUGCAAGUUUGGAGUAACAUGUAAGUUUCAUCAUCCUAGGAACAAAGCUGGGAUCGCUGGAAGAGUCUCACUCAAUAUGUUAGGAUAUCCUCUACGUCCGAAUGAGGCUGAUUGUGCUUAUUUCCUAAGAACUGGACACUGUAAAUUUGGUGGAACUUGUAAAUUCAACCACCCUCAGCCUCAACCAACCAAUAUGAUGGUUCCUACUUCAGGUCAACAGUCUUAUUCUUGGCCUAGAGCUUCUUUUAUUGCCAGCCCUCGAUGGCAAGAUCCGUCUAGUUACGCCUCCUUAAUUAUGCCUCAAGGAUUUGUACCGGUUCAAGGAUGGAACCCGUACAGCGGUCAGCUCGGUUCAGUUUCUCCUUCAGGAAAUGAUCAAAACUACAGAAACUUACAGCAGAGUGAGGCCAAUGAGCCAAGCUCUCAGUCUCAAGGGUCAUUCUCGGGUUUCAAUUCGGGAUCCUCUGUUCCGGUAGGAGGGUAUUACGCAUUGCCGAGGGAAAAUGUUUUCCCGGAAAGACCUGGACAACCUGAAUGCCAAUUCUACAUGAAGACAGGUGACUGCAAAUUUGGCACAGUUUGCAAGUUUCAUCAUCCUAGAGACCGACAAGCUCCUCCUCCUGAUUGUCUCUUAAGCUCCCUUGGCCUCCCAUUACGCCCGGGAGAACCGUUGUGUGUGUUCUAUACUCGCUACGGAAUCUGCAAAUUUGGUCCAAGCUGUAAAUUUGAUCACCCAAUGCGAGUAUUCGCAUACGACAACACGGCUUCAGAGACGGAUGAGGUUGUGGAAACAUCAAGUGGGAAUCCGAGAAGACUCUCUGUGACUGAAACAAGACAAGCAGCAACUACAAGCUCCGGUAAAGACACAACCAUUGAUACACAGCAGCAGUGA
Messenger RNA from Arabis nemorensis, 1188 nucleotides. Lineage: Eukaryota; Viridiplantae; Streptophyta; Magnoliopsida; Brassicales; Brassicaceae. The record is from the annotation of a GenBank genome assembly.